Humulus lupulus (European hop) is the source of this 846-nucleotide messenger RNA. RefSeq lists its product as uncharacterized. The coding region runs from base 134 to 583 and encodes 149 amino acids. Lineage: Eukaryota; Viridiplantae; Streptophyta; Magnoliopsida; Rosales; Cannabaceae. The record is from RefSeq and is a predicted model, not a curated record. The transcript has 4 exons.
CCUUUAGCUGUAUUUGGUGUCUUGGGUUCUUAGGUAGUUAUCUCUAAAACUGAUCGUUAGGACCACUCCUAGGUGCUUCGAUAAAUUUUCUCACUGAAAAAUAGUGCCCGUGGCCCGAGCGGAGUUGGGAGAAAUGGCGAUUGCAUUUGCGGUGGCUGUGGGAAGACCCACCUCUGCUAUGUACAUGACAAGAUGUAGAGCUAAGUGGGUCUUUACUCCUUCGGCUCUUUCGUGUCCCUCUUCGUCGUCACCAUCUUCUUCUUCUUCUUCUUCUUCUUCUCCAAGAAAGCUAGUCCUUUACUCAAAGCCCGGGUGCUGUUUGUGUGAUGGCCUCAAAGAAAAACUUCAGGCUGCCUUCUUAUUGUCUGGCCCAGAUUCUCUCCACGAUGUUGAUUUGCAGAUAAGGGAUAUUACCAGUAAUCCUGAGUGGGAGAAAGCUUACCAGUAUGAGAUACCCGUGCUAGCUAAACUUCUCUCUGAUGGAACAGAGAGUUCUCAGGGCUGGUUGACUAUCAAAUCAAAGACCAACUUCAAUCCUACAUUUACUUUAAGAUUACCUGCUGUUUUAGGUAACUUUACCUAGAUUAUCUCCUCGGCUUGGAGUGGAGUUUGUACAGAAGAAAAUAGCUGCAGCGUGGGAAGAAUAGAUUAGAAGAUGAAUUUGGCUUAUUGGGUAAGGAGUAUAUUCCAAUGCAUGGUCAAAUUAUAAGUCCUGCAUUGUCUUUAAAUGACCAGACAACAAGUUUCUUUUCUUUCUCCUAUGCCUUAAUUUAUUCCUCCAAAAAGGUUUGUACCACUACUGAAAACAAUACUUCAAAGUUCAAAUCAAAGAAUUUCAAUCGACCA